CUCUCAUCGGCGAGAUGGACUGGGUGCGCAAGGGCGGCUCCCUGCGCGAUGCGAACGGCCGCCGCGACAUGGUGCGCACGGAGCAGCUGCGCGCGCAGGUCCGGAUGCUGGACGAGGAAGCGCGGCUCAUGAACCUGUGGAGUGGCUACGAGACGCGUUGGCGUGCCAUGCUGGCGGGAACGGGCCCCGUUACCUUCGCAAACGUGCCUUGGCCCCUUCCUGUGGCACUGAAGACUGUCGACGAGCUCGUCCCGGCUGCGUUAGAAGAGUUCCUGUUUGGGUCCUUGCGACUGAAGGAUAACACGGUUACGAGGCGCGAGCGCAUGCGUGCGUCCCUACUGCGAUGGCACCCGGACAAGCUUUCCGUUCUCAUGUCGAGGGUCGUCGAGGAGGAUGAGGCCGUGGUCCGGGAAGGCAUCCACACGGUGUUCCGUCACCUCAAGGCCAUGCAAGACUCUGACAGGCGAAGUCCUGACAGUGCCGCUGGCAAGUCAUAGAGUUCGACCAUCGAUGUGAUUGUCGAACAGUCGUUUUCAUCAUGGAUAUGGUCCUGCAGAUCUUCGGACCCCAAUGUAGAUUAUUGUACUUCUUGCCCUGUAUCAUACAAAGUUCCGCCGCGUCAAAC
Messenger RNA from Rhodofomes roseus, 625 nucleotides. RefSeq lists its product as uncharacterized. The coding region runs from base 15 to 497 and encodes 160 amino acids. The record is from RefSeq and is a predicted model, not a curated record. The transcript has 2 exons. NCBI's taxonomy places the organism in Eukaryota, Fungi, Basidiomycota, Agaricomycetes, Polyporales, Fomitopsidaceae.